AAGAAGAGGCACUUCCGCUGUUCUUCUCUGUCAGACUCCACUUUGUACAGCGAGACAGGCAGAAUGGCAGGCCGCCGUGUAGCCCUGAAGGCCAUUGACUGGCUGGCCUUUGCUGAGCGGGUUCCACCCAACCAGAAGAGCAUGUUCAACGGACUGAAGACCCGCAGUGAUGCCAUCGCUGCCAAACUGGCCUCCCUGCCAGAGACUCCUGUAGCCAUUGACUGGAGCUACUACAGGGGCGCAGUGGCCAGAGCCGGGAUGGUUGAUGAGUUUGAGAAGAAGUUCAAAGCCCUGCAGAUCCCUGAGCCUGUUGACACACAGACGAGCGCCAUCAAUGCACAGGAAGCUGAAGCUAAUAAGAGUGCAUCGGCCUACAUUGAAGCAUCGAAGGUCCGUGUCGCUGAAUAUGAGCAAAGGCUGGAGACGUUGAAGAACAUGAUCCCCUUCGACCAGAUGACCAUCGAAGAUCUCAACGCCGCUUUCCCAGAGACCAAGUUGGACAAGGUCAAAAACCCCUGGUGGCCCUACAAGCCCAUCGCAGAUUUGUAGACCUAUUACUCAACGUUCACCUCACAAUAAAGUUUAUGUAUUUCAAAGAGAA
Plectropomus leopardus (leopard coralgrouper) is the source of this 601-nucleotide messenger RNA. It is a transcript of the gene atp5pd, whose product is annotated as ATP synthase peripheral stalk subunit d. Gene Ontology annotation, biological process: proton motive force-driven ATP synthesis. The record is from RefSeq and is a predicted model, not a curated record. NCBI's taxonomy places the organism in Eukaryota, Metazoa, Chordata, Actinopteri, Perciformes, Serranidae. Gene Ontology annotation, molecular function: proton transmembrane transporter activity.